AUGGGGGAGUUGAUAGGACCAUCGUCAACACGUAUCUAUUCGGGAUUGUUUCGUGCCAGUUUGGCCGAUGUAUGCAGACAAGUAAACAACUUUCAUGACUACUCGAGUUCUACGUCCCAAUCCAAACCGUCUCCCCAGAGGUCAAUGAUGGGAAACACAUCACGCCAUGUGCGUUCCUCUGUCGUCCGCAACGAGCAUCAGCUUACUGAUGUCAAUCUAGCUUGCUCUAUCUCGCAUGGUCUUAUGUGUAUGAUCACGCCUAAUCUACGCCAGACGACGCCUGUGCUGACAGGAUGUAGUGGGAGUUUGGCCCUACCUACUCACCCCAGUCAUGACGGCGUGCGUUGCUCUCCCAACGGAAUUGUUUUUGUCAUGGCGGCAAGUCCGAUCAUUUCAUUGACUGUCGAGCGUGUGGGUGUUGAGCGGAAACAGGAUACUGUCCGAACUUCUUGCAGCGCUUGCAGUCGCUUCAUUUGGAAUGGGUGUUGCAUCUGGUACUGCCGCAAUGAUAUCCCACUUUAUGGUCUCAGCACCAUCGUCAAUAUUCCAAGCGAAUCUCUGGUCCAUAGAUUGAUUUCGCUCUGGCUCGUUCUUCAAGUCGUAACAGACUUUGUAAUUGCAAUUUCUCUUGCCGUCAUUCUUUUCCGCUCGCGUACUUCAUACAAGAAGACCAACCAUGUCAUCAAUCAACUCAUCCGUGGCGCAAUACAGACAGGUGUCCUCGCUGGCAUCUUCUCGUUGGGGCAUCUUGUUUCAUUCGUUCGUUGGCCAAGUACGGAACUGUACGGUAUGUUUGCGAUGCCGCUUGGACGCGUGUACACAAAUGCGAUCCUCGACACUUUACUGAGUCGCGAAGAUCUUCGGAAUAUGCUGGCGGAAAGUGAUGCUAUUCGCAUAGAAUCAAAUAUAGUUCCUGAACGAUUUCUAGGGCACGAUUGUGGCUAG
Molecule: messenger RNA, 945 nt
Organism: Coniophora puteana RWD-64-598 SS2
Lineage: Eukaryota; Fungi; Basidiomycota; Agaricomycetes; Boletales; Coniophoraceae
Exons: 9
Coding region: 1-945 (314 amino acids)
Source: RefSeq, a predicted model, not a curated record